AUGCCUGUGGGAGAGCUCUUUCUGUCUGCGUUCCUUCAGGUGCUGUUCGACAGACUGGCGUCCAGGGAGUUGCUGAAUUUUGCACGUCGGGAGGGGGUCAAUUCAAAGCUGAAAAAGUGGGAAGAAACGUUGAAGAUGAUUGAAGCAGUGCUCAACGAUGCAGAGGAGAAGCAACUGACAAGCAGGGCUGUGAAGAUGUGGCUGGAUAAUCUCCGAGAUUUGGCCUAUGAUGUGGAGGAUAUAUUGGAUGAAUUUGCAACUGAAGCUUUAGGGAACAAGAUGGUGGCGGAAGAUAAGGCUAGCACUAGUAAGGUUCGGAGCUUCAUCCCUGCUAGCUUCCAUACUUGGAGCCAAAGUGCUAUAAAAUUCAAUGUUAGCAUGGGGUCCAAGAUGAAAGAAAUCACUCGCCGGAUGGACGAUCUAUGUAAGCAAAGAAUUGAUCUUGGAUUGGAGAAGAUUGCUGGAGGGUCAUCAACUUCUGAACGGCAAAGACUUCCACCCACCACAUGUCUGCCAAUUGAACCUGCUGUUUAUGGUAGAGAUGGGGAUAAAGCCAAAAUAAUCAAUAUGAUGUCCACAUGUGAAUCAGGUGACAAUAAUUUUGUUGUAAUACCCAUUGUUGGCAUGGGAGGAGCCGGCAAAACAACUCUUGCUCGACUUGUGUACAAUGACAAGGCAAUGGAAGAUUUUAAGUUCGACGCAAAAGCAUGGGUUUGUGUCUCCAAUGACUCUGAUAUUUUGAGAAUCUCAAAAGCGAUUAUCGAGUCUAUCACUCUCUCACCCUGCAAUUUGAAGGAUUUGAAUCAAGUGCAGCUCCUUCUAAAAAGGGAAAUAGCAGAUAAAAGGUUCUUGCUUGUAUUGGAUGAUGUUUGGAGCAGUGAUUAUCGGUUUUGGGAAACUUUAAAAUCUCCCUUUAUGGCCGGAGCAUCUGGAAGUAAGAUCAUUGUUACUACACGUGAUGAAAAUGUUGCACGAAGAACAACACCUGGUGAAUAUUAUUACUUGAAACUUUUAUCAGACAAUGACUGCUGGUCUGUGUUUGCGAAACUUGCAUUUAUGGGGAGAGAUAUUAAUGCAUGUCAAAAGUUGGAAUCGUUUCGUGAGAAAGUUGUUGAUAAGUGUGGAGGUUUGCCUUUGGCAGCAAGGACUCUUGGUAGCCUUCUACAAUUGAAAAAGAGAGAAGAUGAGUGGGAGAAUAUAUUGAACAGCAAAAUUUGGGAUUUACCAAAUAACAAUGAUGAGAUCAUCCCGGUGUUGAAAUUAAGCUACCACCACCUUUCUUCACAUGUAAAGAGAUGUUUUGCAUACUGCUCUGUUCUACCAGAAGAUUAUGAAUUUGAAGAGGAAGAACUCGUCUUUUGGUGGAUGGCAGAAGGUCUUGUUCACGAAUCAAAAGAUAACAAACAAUUGGAAGACAUAGGAGGGGAGUAUUUUCGUGAUCUAGUUGCGAGAUCACUUUUCCAACAAUCAGAUAGUGAUAAUUCUAAAUUUAAAAUGCAUGACCUUGUGAGCGAUCUGGCUCAAUGGGUUGCCGGAGAAACAAGUUUAAGGCUGGAAGAUGGAACGAGGACAAAUAAGCAACUGAAAAGCUUUGAAAGGGUACGUCAUUCUUCUUAUACUUCUACUCGAUUUGAUGGUAAAAACAAAUUUGAGGUUUUGCAUGAACUUGAGCACCUAAGAACAUUCCUACCUGUAGUGUUAUACAAUGAUGAUUAUGAUGGUCAUCGUCGCCGUCAUUAUUAUAUAACAAAUCUGGUGCUCUCUGAUUUGCUGUUAAAGCUCAAAAAAUUAAGGGUGUUAUCUCUAAGAAGAUAUUAUAUCGUGGAGAUUCCUAAUUCAAUUGGAGAUAUGAAACACUUGAGGUACCUCAAUCUUUCCGGCAGUAUGAUCAAAACUUUGCCUGAAUCAACAAGUUCUCUGUUCAACCUGCAAUGUUUGUUAUUAAAAGAUUGUCCUCGUCUCAAGAAGUUGCCAGAGAAAAUGAGACAUCUGAUCAAUCUACGCCAUCUUGAUAUUGGAGGUGCAAAUCAAAUAAAAAAUAUGCCACAGGGAAUGAGAGAAUUGAGAUGUCUGCAAACUUUAUCAAAUUUUAUUGUGGGCAAGAAUGUUGGAUCUAGUUUGAAAGAUUUGAAAGAUUUAAAGUUUCUUCACGGAAAGCUUUGCAUUUCAGGAUUAGAGAAUGUGGCCAAUUUAAGAGACAUCGGAGAGGCCUUAUUAAGUGAUAAAAAAGGCUUAGAAGUAUUGUCAUUAGAAUGGAGCUCUCAAAUUGAUAACUCACGAAAUGAGAUUGAAGAGGAAAAUGUACUUAAUAUGCUUCGACCAAAUAAAAAUAUAAAAAAGUUGACAAUCAAAGGCUAAUGUGGGAAGAGAUUUCCAUCUUGGAUUAGAGAUUCAUCUUUAUCCAACAUAGUUGUUUUAAGAUUGGAGAAUUGUGCAAAAUGUACUUCUCUACCUUCACUUGGAAAAUUAAGAUCACUCAAAGAUCUCACCAUCAAAGGGAUGACAGAAAUAAGAAGUAUCGGUUCUGAAACUUAUGGAGAGAACUCCUCAAAGCCUUUUCAGUCACUAGAGACUCUUUGUUUUGAAGAUUUGCCAGAAUGGAAGCAUUGGGAGCCUAUCGAUGAAAGUGAUCAUGAUGGAAUUUUGCCUCACCUCAGCAACCUUUCAAUUCUGAAAUGCCCCAAUCUCAUUGGAAAAUUACCUAGCAAUCUUCCUUCAUUGAAAGAACUUGUAAUUCGUGAAUGCCCGCAAUUGGUGGUUUUGUGCUCCAGCCUUCCAGUGCAGAGCAACUUAGACAUAGAUGGCAGCAAAGAGAUUGUGAGCAGUAAUCCAGUUGAUGUCAAUCCACAGAACCCUAUGACUUUAGGACAAGUUUCAGAGUUUGGUAAUUGGUUAAAGCAAGGGUACCAGAAAGUUGAACGGCUAAGUAUUAUUGAUUGCGAGAAACUCAUAUAUUUGUGGCAAAGUGAGACAUCUCUUGAGAAGCCUUCACAAGGGUUGCAUAGCUGCAGCUCCCUCAAAACACUAUGUAUUCAAGAUAGCCCAACUCUUGUUUCUUUUCUAGAGGACAGUUUUUUGCUGAGUCUAAGUGAACUUGAGAUUAUAAAUUGCCAUGCGUUAACAUCCUUACCUGAGGGAAUGAAGCAUGAAAAUACUUCUCUUGAAAGGCUGCAAAUUGAAGGUUGUCAUUCACUUGCAUUCAUUGUCAAAGGUCAGCUACCUCCAUCUCUAAAACAGCUAUCAAUAAAAGAUUGUGAGAAAUUGCAGUUUUUGUUUGGUGAUACAGAAGAAAAAUAUAGUGCCUCUACAUCUCUUCUUGAGGACUUGUGUAUCAAACAAUGUCCAUCUCUAACAUGCAUAUCACCAAGAGGCCAAUUACCCAUGGCACUCACACAGCUUAAAAUUCGGAAUUGCUCAAAGCUAGAGUCGAUAGCAGAGAGGUUCGACAGUAACAUGUCUAUUCGGACAAUAUUUAUCUCUGUAUGUGAACAUCUCAAUUCGUUACCAGAGGGCCUGUGCAAUCUUAACCGUCUUUAUCAAAUAACGGUAACGUCUUCAAACCUUGUUUCCUUCCCAGAAGGAGGGCUUCCCAAUACCAAUUUAUUUGUUUUUUUGAUUGACUGUGAGACGCUUAAAGCCCUGCCCGACGGUAUACACAAUCUCAGCUGUCUCCAAGCAUUAUCAAUAUCGGGUUGUCCAAGUAUCAAAUCGUUUCCAGAAGAAGGUUUCCCUACCAGCCUAAGAAUUCUGGGAAUUGGUGGUAAUCACGAAAUCUAUAAGCCUUUGAAGGGGUGGGGUUUGCACAAGUUCACCUGCCUUACAACCCUGUGGAUACAUGGAUGUCCAGAUGCAGUGUCUUUUCCCGAGGAUGAGAUAGGAAUGACGUUGCCCACCUCUCUAAUUGAUCUGCACAUUUCAGAAUUUCCUAAAUUGAAAUACUUAUCUUCCAGAGGUUUUCGUGACCUAACCUCUCUUGGAUUGUUGAGAAUUUAUAAUUGCCCAAAGCUUACAUCUUUUCCAGAGGAUGGCCUGCCAACUUCACUUGUGCAAUUACAAAUUCGAGAUUGUCCUUUGCUGAAAAAACAAUGCAAGAGAGAUAAAGGACGAGAAUGGUCUAAGAUAGCAAACAUGCCUUUUGUCGAAGUAGAUUCCCGAUUCAUCUAUGAACCAGAGGAGGAUGAAUGAGCUCUAUUUAAUCUCAGAAACAAGUGUAUAAGAGUCAAAUUUCAAAUUUCCAAUGUGUCACAAAUUCACCAGUUGGUGGUAUGAACAUAUCAAGUUACGAGCAAGAAGACAUUGAUGAAGAAAAGUGGGAUCUACUCAAUCCUGAAAUUAUUUCUCGUCGGGCUACCAUUAAUAUUGGCGUUAUAGGUCAAGCGGGAUGUGGCAAAUCAACUUUAUGAAAGCAAUGUGUGAGGAAAUCUUACUCCAACUGUAAAUGGAAUACAACACGAGAUUCCACUGGACCGAAAGAUUCAAUGGAAUGCAAAAUUUUUGGAGAGAGUUACAAAUGACGGACUAUGCCCAGACUUGGAAGCAGAAGGAGAUCAAUUAUCAGUGCAAGCAAUG
Pistacia vera is the source of this 4569-nucleotide messenger RNA. RefSeq names its product putative disease resistance RPP13-like protein 1. NCBI's taxonomy places the organism in Eukaryota, Viridiplantae, Streptophyta, Magnoliopsida, Sapindales, Anacardiaceae. The record is from RefSeq and is a predicted model, not a curated record. The coding region runs from base 1 to 2358 and encodes 785 amino acids. The transcript is spliced from 5 exons. Gene Ontology annotation, biological process: defense response to other organism. Gene Ontology annotation, molecular function: ADP binding.